Magnolia sinica is the source of this 780-nucleotide messenger RNA. Its product is annotated as non-specific lipid transfer protein GPI-anchored 7-like. Gene Ontology annotation, molecular function: lipid binding. The record is from RefSeq and is a predicted model, not a curated record. Gene Ontology annotation, biological process: lipid transport. The coding region runs from base 61 to 780 and encodes 239 amino acids. NCBI's taxonomy places the organism in Eukaryota, Viridiplantae, Streptophyta, Magnoliopsida, Magnoliales, Magnoliaceae. The transcript is spliced from 4 exons.
GGGAGAGAUGGGUCCGUCUUGCAAGGGCUACGAGGUAGGGGUUUGGUUUAUAAGGUGGCAAUGGUAGUAAUGGUGGGGGGAAAGGGCGUUUGGGCUCAAGACACGCCUGCGUGCGCAGCGAAGCUGGUACUGUGCUACGACUACCUAAAUAAUAGCAAGCCACCCGAUUCGUGCUGCAAUCCGUUCCGGGAGGCGGUACAAAACGAGCUACAAUGCCUCUGCAACCUCUACUCCAGCCCCGACCUCUACAAAUCUUUCCGCAUCAACCUCACCCAAGCUCUCGAGCUUCCCAAGCACUGCGGCAUCAACUCCACCCUCGAUCGCUGCAACACCAAAGGAGCUACAGUACUGAAAUUCCCAAAGGACCCGUAUCCGAGAGAGAGAGAGAGAGAGAGAGAGAGAGAGAUGGGUCCGUUUUGCAAGGGCUAUGAUGUUGGGGUUUGGGUUAUGACGGUGGCAAUGGUAGUAAUGGUGGGGGGAAACGGCGUUUGGGCUGAAGACGCGCCUGCGUGCGCAGCGAAGCUGGUACCGUGCAGCACCUACCUAAACGUUAGCAAGCCACCCGAGUCGUGCUGCAGUCCGUUACGGGAGGCGGUACAAAACGAGCUACCAUGCCUCUGCAACCUCUACUCCAGCCCUGACCUCUUCAAAUCUUUCGGCAUCAACCUCACCCAAGCUCUCGAGCUUCCCGAGCACUGCGGCAUCAACUCCACCAUCGAUCGCUGCAACACCAAAGGAGCUACAGCCCCACCCGGUACCCCUACUCCAGUGGUAGUUUAG